AUGGGAGUGCGUGGUUUAACAACAUUCAUCGGUGCAAAUGCAGCAGUUUAUCUGAAGCCUUUCGAACUGCACGACUCCAAAUUGGUCAUAGAUGGCGACAAUCUGUGCCUGCAGCUGUUCAAACGAUCCCAAAACAGCGCGGUGGCGCUCGGUGGAAACUACGACGUUUACUAUCGGAUUGUGGUGGAUUUUUUCGAAAAGCUAAAACUGGUUAACGUUACUCCUUACGUGCUUCUAGAUGGUGGGUACGAAUCGCGAAAGAUGUCCGUCGUGCGGUACCGGAUGGUGCAAAGGAUUCAGAAAAUGAAAGGAUUCCACCUUGCCGCCAUCAGCCUCACUACGCCGCCCAUGUUACGUGAGGUGUUUGUCGAUGCAUUGAAGGCGUCGGGAGUUUCCUUCAUGCGCUGUGCCUUUGAAGCAGACGAUGAGGUGGCGAUUUUGGCCAGAAAACUUAACUGCCCAGUGCUGAGUUACGAUUCGGAUUUUUACAUUCAUGACGUUCAGUACAUACCGUUCGUAACGCUGUCGAACAAAGUGUUCCACAAGGUGUCGGACAAGGAAGGGGAAAACUUUAAGAUAGGCGUUAUUGACCGGAAGCAGCACAAGAAUGCAAAGCAUCGCUCCGAUGGUAUAAAAUAUGUCGCUCACUAUGGUGAUGAGGAUGCAAUUGAAGGUGAUGGAGUACAAACGUAUACCUAUCUAGACUGCUGCCUGUACACGAUCGACAAUCUAACUGGGCCACAUGAACGGCUCGGAAAAGAGAUGAUACCACUGUUUGCUGUACUGCUCGGGAACGAUUACAUCGAACGUAACGUGCUGAAGCCAUUCUAUCAGGCGAUACAGUCAGGUCGAGUAAAUCGCAAAAUCAACCGAUACGAGCGGCGUAUAAAGGUGCUGCUUAAGUGGUUACAAAAUCACACACUACAAUCGGCUACGCGGGCAAUUAUUUGCCACAUCAAAGGAGAACACAAGCUGACCGUCUACCGACAAAUUCUGACGGCGAUGCGUGGCUACAAUUGUGAGGACUGUACAGCUUUACAUUAUUUUGGGUUGCAGGAUAAUCAAGUGGUCGGUGCUCCAUUGGAAGAUCAAGAUCUUGAGCAAGAACUACAAACUCAAUUAGAAGAAGUUGAUGAAGGGGCAAAACCGGAAGGAGAGUUCGAUGUGGAAUGUUUGUUAGACAAUGAAGAUGGGAAUGAGAAUGUUCAGGACGAACCGAUGUCAGAGACUGACGAUGCAGAGGACAAUCAAUCGUCACUAAAUAAUUCUUGCGCGGAAGAAAGUGUUAAAGGCGAAGAGGGAAACACCCCUCCUUCUACCGAAGGAUCAAAUUCAGAUGAAGAAAUUAUAGAUGGCCAAGAUCCUCUAAUAGAGCAGGUUCUGAUACGCAACAAUUACACCGAUCGUAACUGGCCCGAAUGGUUUAAAGAACUUUAUCGUGACGCGAAAGUGCCACGCGUUUUGGCUGAUUUGUUGCAUUCAAAUUUCUACCUAAACUAUCCCCAAAUCGAGGACAUCCGGAAACCGGAUUCCAAUGCAUUAAGUCUACCGAUUUUGCGAACCAUUUUUGCAAUACUUAAAACUGGGUUCAAGGUUAAAACAACCGAAUUCAAAUACAUCACUAGAAUAAGAAACGGUACCGGAAUCAAAAACUUUUAUAUUAAAGACGUGUCUUUACCUGCAGGUACAGCAUACGAUCCGGUAAAAUUGCCCAACGUUAUCCUGCUGCAAAAGCUCUUCGAAGAGUCCGGUAUUGAACAGUGGCAAGACUUGUUUCGAACGAUUAAAAGCGUUCCCAGCAAUUUAAGGUUGUAUUUUUUGGCGAUGAUCUAUUGGGCUAAAAACUGUUGGAGCGUAAACCUGGCGCACGUACAUGCACUGAUUAUAUGCAUUUUACAGCUGCAAAUUAUUGACAAGGCGUUGAAAAGCAUGAACCGCAAUGUGGACCAGUUCCGGAAACAGAAUCAAUCAUAUCUGGAUCAGCAGCGAAAAACGAACCUAACGAACGGUAGUAAAGGCAAGGAGCAGAAGAACACCAAACCAUCUGGGGCUGAAUUUAAUCGAACGUUUUACAACAAGCUAACUGGUGGGACUUCCCGAGCUGAACUGAUGCUAGCGUACGAUGAGUUAAUACAUCAUUUUUCAAUUAAUGAAAAGCCUCCCGGUGAACGUAAAGUAACGAUUGACCCCGGUACCAUGCACACACUGGCCAACUUCCAGUCGGUUUGUUUCAACUUGUAUGCCCUGAUCCCGCUGUUAGGCUACCCGUACGAUAAUCUGCACAUGCACGAGCUGUACAACAGCGUGUUCGUGUACAACGUGUACGAUUGGAUAAAGGCACGUGCUGAUCUGUUUGAAUAUGAGCGUUCGGCCAUGUUUCGACACUCGCCGGCACUGUUAUCAGCGAUUCGAAUUAUGGUAGAAUAUGUACAAAAAUAUGUGCCAGAGCUGAAGGACCGGAAACGUGUGGCAAAGGCAAAGGUGAAGGCAAAGAAGCCAAACCAGGCGACACGACUAGCAAAACGAAACGCUCAGGAACAAGUAAGACCAGCGAAUGAUUGGGAAAAGCAGGAUAAUACGAGCGAAAGCGAAGAUGAAUCGUUUGUUGAUACAAAUAAUAAAUUUAGCCAGCUUUUGUUAGCUGCUUGA
Molecule: messenger RNA, 2649 nt
Organism: Anopheles marshallii
Lineage: Eukaryota; Metazoa; Arthropoda; Insecta; Diptera; Culicidae
Gene: ast
Product: protein asteroid
Exons: 1
Coding region: 1-2649 (882 amino acids)
Molecular function (GO): nuclease activity
Source: RefSeq, a predicted model, not a curated record